UCCCCGCCGGCCCGCUCCUUCCGGCCCCGGCGGCUGGCUCCGCCGCGCCGCGCCGGCCCCUCUCAACGGACGCCCGAGCCCGGCCAUGGCGGACUUCGACGAGAUCUACGAGGAGGAGGAGGACGAGGAGCGGGCGCUGGAGGAGCAGCUCCUGAAGUACUCGCCCGACCCGGUGGUGGUGCGCGGCUCCGGCCAUGUCACCGUAUUUGGAUUGAGCAACAAAUUUGAAGCAGAAUUUCCUUCAUCUUUAACUGGAAAGGUUGCACCAGAAGAAUUUAAAGCUAGCAUCAGUAGAGUUAACAGUUGUCUUAAGAAGAACCUUCCAGUUAAUGUGCGAUGGCUACUUUGUGGAUGCCUUUGCUGCUGCUGCACUUUAGGUUGUAGUAUGUGGCCAGUUAUCUGCCUCAGUAAAAGAACACGAAGAUCGAUUGAGAAGUUAUUAGAAUGGGAAAACAAUAGGUUAUACCACAAGCUGUGCUUGCAUUGGAGACUAAGCAAAAGGAAAUGUGAAACGAAUAACAUGAUGGAAUAUGUCAUCCUUAUAGAAUUUUUACCAAAGACACCGAUUUUUCGACCAGAUUAGCAUUUGCUUUAUUUAUAGAGACUUAUCCAAGUACGUUGUCUUUCCAAUGGUGCCUUGCUUGGUGCUCUCCUGGUGGUGACAUAGCGUUGGUUCUACAGAAUCUUGUGGUGUUUUCAUUCUUUUUUGUUUGUUUAUUUGUUUUUUGGUUUUUCUGUUUUUUUUUUUUUCUUUUUUAAUAAGAGCAUGUCCUAAGUGCGUUUGGUCAAACUUUGCAAAAGUCAUUUCAUGCAAAUGUUAACUAUUUAAGUUAUUACUUUUACUUCUUCUGUUUGUUAAUGUAUCUUGAUUUUCAAAGUCUUUUAUAUGUGUGCGCGUGUGUGUGUACAUAUAUAUAUAUUACUAUAAAUACACAGCUGAAAAUGGUCUACAAGUGAGCAGAUAUUUUUUUACCCCCCAAAUGACACAACUGAUUGACUGUACAUUGUGUAAGUCUUUAAUUAUUAAUUUAUGUUUUGAAGUAACUUCUAUGAUCUACUUAAAUUUUUGUUAGUGACUUGUCAGCUGUAAAUAUUUUUAUUUCUUUUUGGGAUAUCGGCUAGCCUUUUCCAUCAGGAGGGUGAGAAAAAGUUCUUUUUUGGAACCCAAAUGUCAUUCCAUCAGUAGAAAUCUGUGCUUUUCAUGAAGAAAUCCUCUCAGCUGGUUCUGAAAAAGUUCUCACUUAAAGGUAAAUAAAUGGAAAAUAGAACUAUUUUACUCAGACUAAAAGAAUCAUACAGAAUUGCAUGCAUCUGAUUAGCAGAGCUCAGGAUCACAAAAAUACGAUAGUAUUGCAGAUUAUAAUGUAGCUAUUUUAAUUCAAGCCAAUGCCAUGUAUCAGCUUUAUUCUUAUUGUUUACCAGAUCCUGAACACAGGGGUGCACAAGUAUUUGUUUCAGUAAACUUACUGUCCAAUAGGAUCUUUCAAGCUUUUUUUUUUUUUUAGGCAUGUAAGCAGAAAAAAGUUAUUAAGGGAAAUCUUGAACAAUUCAGUUCCAGAUGCAAAUGGAGGUGCCAGGUAUCAAAAGUAAUCAAAUCAGGGUAUACUGGACAACAGUGUAAAUUUGAACGUGUUAGAUAACUACUUAUUGCACCCUUGCUUCUGUUCAUUUUGGUUUACAAAGCUUAUUUAUGCACAAGUGUAAAGUUUUUUUUAAACUGGAUAUAUAGUGUAUAUAUACUUGGGUCAGGCCAGUUGUAUAUUAUUUCUUCUUCUAUCUUAGUUGUACAAAUCUUCAGACAUUAUAGUUUCUUUAAUUGCUACUCAAUCACAUUUUUACAUUUCCGUUAUAUCUCUGAUGUUACUGUAUAUAAACAUUAGUGUAAGCUAUGAAUAUGAUCCUUAUACAGUUGUGAUAGCAAGCAAUAAUGUGAAUAUAUGAAAAACAGAUACUCUGCUUAUUGUUUAUAUGAAUGAAGAGUUGAUACCACUACAAGAAUAACCUUCUCUUUUUAAUCUUUUAAAUACAAGUUUUAUUUUGAGGUAAUAUGUUACAGGUACCUUGAUGCUGUGAACUAUUUUUCUAUGUCUUCAAAAUAUUUAUUCUCUAUAAAAUCUUCUCUAGUGAGUAUCAUAUUCCUAAAUGUUUGCUAGUAGGAACAGUCCAGAAAGUUUUAAAUUUCUUUAAUCUUAGCCUUCUUUGUCAGUUCUCAAAACUCAUUCUUUGCUCAGCUUUUGUCUAUGGGUUCCUGAUGUUUACUUUUAAAACAGCUCUUAUGCUUUCUGAACAAGCCUAUAAGUGUGCUUCUUUGCUUGACUGAAUCUGUUUUUUAAUUAACCAGUAUCAGUUUUGAAUUCAGUCUCCUGGGUCCCACAACAGUUUCUUCCCAAGAAUAACUGGUUAUAUAUAUUUUAUCAAUUUCAGCCUCUUCUUUAAUACCAGUUUGUGUCUGCAGCUCUUCUUCAUUUUCCCAGAAGUGUUAGUUAUAAUCUUGGGCCAAUUUCAGCCUGUGAGGCGGGCCAGAAGCUUAAAUUUGACAGCUGAGGUUAUGCGGGUUGGAGGCACAGGGAAGAGGUUGAAACUGAACAGAAAUAAUGACUGGUAAUAAUAUUGGUGACCAGAAUUAAACGUUGAUUUCUUUAAGUGAUGGUUUGCAAUAAAAUAAGUAUUGAAUCAUACUAAGCCUAGAUUUUAUUACCAAAUUCACAUUUCAUUAUAUAGAUAGCUGUUUCAUGGAUGCAUUUUUCCACUGGUAGUUUAUUACUGUGGAGAGAGAACUCAGAUAUGACUUGUAAUGUGCAUAGCAGCACUGAAUUUAGCAUGAGCUAAUCACCUUAGUUUCUUAGCCAAGCUUUCCAUGCUAAGUUUUGUGACACCAUGGCUUCCUUGCCAGCAGUACUCGUACCUGCCUAGUUUAAAGCUAAUCUGAAUGGGACAUCUCUGCUGAACCAGAGUGGUGAAUAGCGUGAAGCUUAAAGAUUUACAGAGAGUAUUUCUUUAGUGAAACUUCCACAUAAGUAAUAGUGCCGUUUAAGAUCUUGCCUACUUUAGAUGCAUCUACUGUCAUGUACUUGAUUUAGUAGGCAUUUUAGUAUUUAACUAUGACUUACUCCUUAAGAAUUCUAUUAUAGGUGGCCAAAAUAUAGCUUUGAGCAAAUAAAAUGUUAAAUCUCUUACUAAGGAGGCCAGUCUAAUUGCCUCUAAAGCUUUUCUGAUACUUUACUGCAACAGGAAACAGUAUCUCUAAGUUAAAACAACAUCAGCAAACUUGGGAAAUUGGCUUUAUAUAUAGAUGAAUUUUGCUCUCCAAAGAUGUUACUCUUCUGAUGAAGUAAUACACUCAUGUAGUGUGAACAUUCUAAAACAUUUUUACACAACAAUUUUCAGCUUAUAAUUUAAAAGAUCAAAUUUAAACAUAGUAAAACCUUAAAUCAUUUAUUUAGUACUUGCGGCAGCUGGUGGGAUUUCUUUGUUGUUCCAGAAAUGUCUAAAUCUGGUUAUUUUAUUGGUAGUAAGAAGACAUGUCUUAACUUUUUUUUGUCCAGUUGACAAAGUAUGAAGUUGCAAUAGUUCAAACAGGCCAGAAGCUAUAUUAGGACUUCCAGGAGAUAGUCUGUUCUUUGCUAAUUACAUUGAACUAAUCCAUUCAGCUUCUCAGAAAUUCCUGCAAAUAGUGUUAUAUAUUACCAGUUUUCUUGAAUAGUGAAAGUUAGAUACACACUUGAUAUUCAUCAUUUCUGAUCAACAAAUGUCUGAUUUUGUAUGUUUCCCCUUGAUCCAGAAAAACUAAUGGUAAAAUAUCAGUGAUGCUCUGAGAAAGCUAAUUAUUGUUUGUAGAUACAGUGGCCUUUGAUCAGUCAAUCGGGAUUUGUUUCUUACUGUAAUAUAAGCAAAAAAAAAAAUUUUUUUUAAUCCUUUAGUGAUAAAUAGAAAUAAGUCCCAAGAGAGAAAUGCUUUCUGUCUGACCAUACAUGGAAAAUGCUGUAGAGUUUAUCUGUUUUUGAAUAGCUAUGAUCUGAUGUUUACACUGCGAUUAGCAAAUUUCACUAGAGAUUAAAAUGUUUAUGGAGAUAGGUUACAUGAAAUCAGUAAAAGUUUUGUAACAGCUUGGUAAGAGCCAUUUUAAUAAACUAAAUAUAAAAGCAAAACCAAAAAUGUCCAUGGCAAAUGCAAAAUUUCCCAUGAUAUUCAAACCAUGUACAGUAGAUUCUAAGAACUUUUUAUAGUAGUUGAAUUGUAAGUUAUCGCCUGUAAAUAUAAUUUAACAAAUUAAUUUACUUUAAAUCUCAAGACCAUGAUGUUUAUCAUGUACUCCAACUCUGAGGUGUAUGUUUAGGUAGGAGUCUGUUUUCAUUUUUCUGAAAGUUGUUCUUUAGCCCUCAGAGUUAUAGGGGAGAGCUUUGAAAUACAAUCAGUAACUGCUCGGAAACCAGAAGGCAAAGAAUCCCGUGUUUAUUCUCUUCCCCUCCCCCCCCCCACCCACCAAAGUCUUAAUUUUAAAUCAGUCCUUCUGUUUUGGGAGCUGUAGCUUAUGGUUUUUGAGCAGCUGGCAGUAAUGCAAAUUGUUCAUCAAAAAAACCUAUUUAAAUUCUGAACAGUUUAAAGAGAUCGCUUUAGUUGAAGAGGAAAAAGACUUUUUAAGCAAAGAAAAUCCCUGUUGCUUUUAAGUUCUUCAAGCCCUGCUCUUGAGUAAUUAAAAGAAAGCUCGUGAUGACCCUACAUUAGGUCAAAAUUCAGAUGAUUUUAUGUAAAGGAAACUCUGAGUUAGAGAGGUCUCAGAGCUGCAAAUGUCUUGGACUCACAGUAAAAUCUUAUUAAGAAUAAAUGAUUCUGGCUAAUUUUGUGUUUGUGACUAAAAUCAUUUGUGCUGUUCAUCAGCAACCCUGCUUAUGCAAAGAAAGCAUUUUAAAAAUAAGAUCUAUAUUCACUUCCACUAAUUUGCUGUAAUUUGUGAUUCUUCUCCCUAAAGCCACAUUGCAUUUCUGUCCCUAACAGCUAAAUGUAUGAUGGUUAUAAUGCCUUUAAUAGCCAUAUGUUAGGUAGAAGUAUUAAUUUCUCAGGGACUAAUAGGAAAUAUGAAAAUGGAGUUAAUGAGCUGAAUGCCUAUCUGCAUGAAGGCUUAUUUUGCAAACUGCAUCCUAGAAGGCUUCUGAUUGUAAUAUGCAUGACCAUUUUGAAUGUUACCAAUAUACACCUAUAAGAGCUCCCUUCAGCCUGUGUUAUUAAGCAGCUGGACAUAAAAAUAUAUUUUAGAAUGUGUUAGGAAGGAUAAAUGAAUUUUUUCUGAUUUGGAUAGUGAGAAUGAGUAUUUCUAAUGGUGCUUCCUUCUUCAUUCCUAUGUUUGUUCUUUAUACAAAGUUCUCUCUGCAGGCUGGAUGAAUGAGGAGAUUCUGGUAAUGAGAAAACAGUAUCAUUCUUCUUGCUAGGGAAGUGGAAGUGUUUCAAGGGGAGAAGUACUCCAGAAGCAAACACUUUUGCUGCUGAAAAGUUCAUGCAUUUGUUCUCCAUUAGCUGUAGAUAGUCAUUCAGGUUAAUUUGCUUGGACAGUGUUUUGAAGUUCAUCAAUUUUUUAACAGUCAUAUUGCAAUACUGAUGUUUCAGUCAGCAUGGGGUGAAUUAGAAACCUUUUUUGAAAAAUUUUAAAAAGGAGUCCUUUCAUGAAGCUUUGUACGUUGGUACUUCCUGUACUAAUAUGUGCAACUCCACCACAUGACAUCUGGAUAGUACACGUUUUAUGAACUAAAUGUUACUGUUUUUGUGGAAGAUGCCCUUUUCAGAAUUAUUCUGCUUCAUUUAGAUCAUUAAUAUUUCAUUAAGAUUUGUUUUCUUGAAAAAGAUUCACAAAUGUUUGACUCCUAGAAAUACAACAGACCUUUAGGAAGGAUACAGUGGGGCAAAGGAUGAAGCAUAGGAAUUAGGAGAAGUAACAUCCAAACAAUUGAACUUGAGGAUUAGGUUGAAAAUUCUGAGUGUAAUGGAAAGUAAUUUUGAACUGUAUGAAAUGGUAUUGAAUGAUGAAAUUUAAGUAAAGGUUUGCAAUCAAUUUCAGUAGUUAUGUAGAUGUAGACUUAAUUCCUGAUACAUUUUUGAUUUUAACAGGUGUCAUUAAUUUAUUUUGAUUGUGCCCUAAUUGAUAGGUAGUUCUGCAAUUUUGCAGACUUUGAGGUAAUCUUGCCUCUUAACUGAACAUCUUUUAGUUUAAACUAUCCAGACCAAAAAAGGAAUCACUAAUGAGAGCGCAGCAAGUACAGAACAGUCUUUUUCUGCACUGCAGCCUGUAAUGUAUAGCUAAUUGUUUCCAAAGAAAAUUCUUGAUUUGUCCAGACAGCUCCUCUCAUGUGACAUUAUAUCUAAUACCCAGGAAUAGGAUUUAGUUAGGAUAACCUAAGUUCAGGUAAGUUAAACAGACUUUUGUAGUUAGCUGUAACUUUUAUGGAGAAGGGAACGUUUGAAAAAUGCUCACUUUUGGAGGGCAGAUACUUGUUCUUUAUAAUGUUUAUUGAAGCUUUUUUUUCAUUUGUAACUCCAUCACUAAAAGUUACUUUGUCUCAUAUCAAAACUAGACUUGAUCAUUAGCUAAAGAUUUUUUUCUAUUACAGCUCUUUAGAUUGAGUCCAUUUUCUAAAACGUGUUCAGGAAAAAGAUAAAAGAUAUCCUGGUGCAAUAUAGCUACUAUUUUAAGUAUCUCUGUAUUUUAACUGAUUUCAUUGUACCAAUAGAAAAAAUCUCACUCAAACUGUAUAUGUUGGUCUCUGAUUUUCUAUGCUUGCAACAGGCUUUCUAACUCAUUAGGAUAUUCAGUGUACAUAUUUGUUAAUAUUGCCAGUGAGCAGUAUGGUUCAGUAAGAGUUCAAGGAACACAAAGUAGUUUACUGCUUUGAAAAAUGUAAUUUAAUUCUUCUUUCCAUAAAAGACUGAGUAUGGCAAUGAGAAUGUAAAAUUAAUUCCAAGCAUAAAUUUAAAGGAUGGAAAAGUACCAGUGCCUAAAUGUUGUGUGCUAAACUAGCCCUGUGUAAUUCAUGUUGCUUUAAACGAAUUUGCAGAGAAUUGCAUUGGACUAUGUAUGUUUAGGAAAAGCCUGUUAAAAAUAUAAACCAGUAACCAAAAAGGAGUUACUGAAGGCAUGUUAUCUUUCAAGUAAGCAAACUUUUAAGAAUAAUUUUCUGGACUAUGGUAAUCCAUUUGAAGCAUAAAAUACACGAGCAAUAAUUUACCCUAGAACUGGAUGUUAAGGAUGCUGCUAUUUAUUUGUAGAGACUCAGUGGUAGUUAUGUUGAUUGGGAAUCUCUUCUAAAAAACGAGUUUAGAAAGAUGCGAUUACUGUGAUUUUUCAUUGUUGUAACAUUCCUCUUCAAAUAUUUUAAGUAUGGGUGAGAGAUUGAAAGCUUAGAGGCCAGUACUAUGUUCACAGGGCUUUGGGAGGAGAGGAUAGGAAGAAAAGGACUUUUUUUUAAGGCUGCACAAUUGUAAAUAAUGCAUAUUUAAGAGUAUUUAACCACAUCUGCUAAAUUACUGAAAUCUGUUGUUGAAUUAUAGAAUAUUAUUUAAUACAUCAGCAUUGUUUUUUUUUCCUGACCUGACCCAGAAUUGGAAUGCACUCCAAUAUAAAUCUUUUUAAAAGCAUUUCUUAAGUUGUAUGUAUUA
Rhea pennata is the source of this 7644-nucleotide messenger RNA. It is a transcript of the gene CHIC2, whose product is annotated as cysteine rich hydrophobic domain 2. The transcript is spliced from 6 exons. The coding region runs from base 86 to 583 and encodes 165 amino acids. NCBI's taxonomy places the organism in Eukaryota, Metazoa, Chordata, Aves, Rheiformes, Rheidae. Gene Ontology annotation, cellular component: plasma membrane; Golgi-associated vesicle. The record is from RefSeq and is a predicted model, not a curated record.